GUUCGGUUUGGACGACGACUUCGCGCUCAUGAACUCGCGGACAGAAGGCGUGAAAGAGUUGUUGACCAAAAUUGAGACACAAGUGGAUGUCGUCGCGCAGACCAACGCCAAGAUCUCGUCCCGUUCUGAACUGUACGGUGCGGUCAAACAGGAGGAGCGAAUGAGCGGCGCGUUUGAUGUGAUUCUCAUCCAUUCCCAGAAUCUGAAGAAAGAAUCGGAAAAGUGUCGCAAAGAGUUAGAGAAGACAAAACAAUUACUCAAUUCAAUGGGCACUAAGAAGUUAGAGUUUGAGAGCGAUUCCGACAACGAGUCCGUUCCUCUUCGCCGAUCCAUUCGCUCCAUAUCGACAACAAUUGUGCCCAAAACGAACUUAAUUCGAGUUCGAAGAGCCAGUGUCUCAUCCAUUGUGCCGAAUUCGGAAAAACAACGGAAAACAAUGCAACCGAAAUACGUGGCGCCCAAACCCUCAUACCUGGCCAACCGGUCGCGCAGGUGUUCAAUGCCCGCCACUUCUGCUAUAUUUCGGUCCAGAAGUGGUGUCGAUAUCGAGACCUCAUUUUUGGAGAUCACUGCAGAAGAAAAGGGCGGCUCUGAGUCCGACUGCGGCUCCUCUUUGGUUAAUCCGGACUCAGAUAACGAACAAACAGAACAAAUAUCUCAACCACUUUCGCGACGAAAGUCUUCGUUAAACGAGAUAAACAUUGCGUCCAUUAAUUGUGAACAC
This is a messenger RNA of Medioppia subpectinata, 724 nucleotides long. NCBI's taxonomy places the organism in Eukaryota, Metazoa, Arthropoda, Arachnida, Sarcoptiformes, Oppiidae. The record is from the annotation of a GenBank genome assembly.